Molecule: messenger RNA, 180 nt
Organism: Podospora pseudocomata
Lineage: Eukaryota; Fungi; Ascomycota; Sordariomycetes; Sordariales; Podosporaceae
Exons: 2
Coding region: 1-180 (59 amino acids)
Source: RefSeq, a predicted model, not a curated record
AUGUGGGGCAUUUUCACCGAGGAACGACCUGGACGUCAACGACAACGUUCGCGCCUUUGUGUCGUGGCAGCGGUCUCCCACGUUUCGCGAGUCUGUAAAUGGCGCUCUACUAAGCAAUCAGAAAGCUUCAACUUCCCAUCUGAAAAUCCCGAAUCGAGCGAUCGACCAACCAAACACUAA